AUGGUGGAAAUCACCGUGAAUACAACGGUGUUGGCUGAUGAAUUCCUGGCGCAUCGUCUGGGUAUGAUCCCCCUGCUCAGCAUGGAUGCAGCCAAAGUACUUAUCGACCAACGUCUAACCUUGGACGCGCUGUGCACGUCCGACCGUGGUGCCAUGCUUGUGACAUCCAAGGACCUAGUCCGCAGCAAUACCAUUGCAAAUAUGUAUUCGGAUGAGGCCACUUUUGGUCCUGUCGCUCCUCGUCAUCCUGAUUUUGGCAAGCCAGUGGGGCAUGGUACGCACGUCUAUCUUACGACAGAUGAUCCCAAUGCGCCUGGUGUAUCAAUUGUACAGCUUCGGAAAGGUCAGCACAUCAAAGCUCGGUGCAUUGCACGCAAAGGUUUUGCGAAGGAACAUGCAAAAUGGUCGCCUGUGUCCGCUGUCGGAUUCGAAUAUGACCCGCACAAUGCAUUGCGGCAUACAACUCUUUGGUACGAGUUGGACGCCAAAAAAGAGUGGCCUGAAAGCAAGAAUGCACACGAGGAGGAGCCUCCUGCCGAAGGCACACCCUAUGACCCUAGCCGUCGUGCUAACCGCUUCUACUUUGACGUGGAGUCAGUGGGCAGCUUGCACCCUGCAGAAAUUGUUGAGACUGGUCUCUCACUGCUAGAGUACAAAACUGCACAAAUUGUACAAGAGUUAGGUAUGCUACUUCAGCCCGCCGAUGCUGCGAUAGCAGCGCCCGGUGGUGGAGUGUACAAUGCGUACGGGGCAUUUGACGGUGUUUCCGCUGCUUACGGUUGA
This is a messenger RNA of Malassezia sympodialis ATCC 42132, 783 nucleotides long. RefSeq lists its product as uncharacterized. Bases 1 to 783 code for a protein of 260 amino acids. Gene Ontology annotation, biological process: transcription by RNA polymerase II. Gene Ontology annotation, molecular function: DNA binding; protein dimerization activity. Gene Ontology annotation, cellular component: RNA polymerase II, core complex. The record is from RefSeq and is a predicted model, not a curated record. Lineage: Eukaryota; Fungi; Basidiomycota; Malasseziomycetes; Malasseziales; Malasseziaceae. The transcript is spliced from 3 exons.